Messenger RNA from Fusarium fujikuroi IMI 58289, 1143 nucleotides. RefSeq lists its product as uncharacterized. NCBI's taxonomy places the organism in Eukaryota, Fungi, Ascomycota, Sordariomycetes, Hypocreales, Nectriaceae. The coding region runs from base 1 to 1143 and encodes 380 amino acids. The record is from RefSeq and is a predicted model, not a curated record. The transcript has a single exon.
AUGAAUGUUGCACUGACGCUGGAGACACUUCCAAGUGAAGUAAUGAUUUUGAUUAUGCAGUCAAUUCCAUCUCCGAUAGAUCUCCAAUCCGCUAUCAACGCAUCGCCCGUCAUGUUCCAGCAUUACCUUGCCCACCGUUCGACCAUAAUGGCACCUGCCAUCCAUGGACUGAAAGCCUCGUAUUCACCCAUGGGCUCCGCAAAUCAUAUGACCCUUGUUACAAGAACUCUCCCAUAUCGGUUGCUGGGAAAGCCUGUGGUUCGACAAGAGGCCCGUGAUUUGUGGCGUUUUGGUCUGUUUCCUUCUGAUCUUCCGUGCUACACGAACUGGGGGAAUCACCUACCCUUGAUCUGCGAGCUCUACCGCCAGAGAGAAGAGGCAGAUCAUUUAAUCAUAGAAUAUUCAAAGGAAGCAUGGAAAAGAUUGAUAUUGUGGAAAGCAGAGGUCGAGCCUCUAAGGCCUCCAGCUUCCAAGUGGCACCCCGAUCUUGACAGACCAUUGGUCCUUUCCGAACAAGAGACUUACGCCUUUGAGCGUGGCUUUUUUUUGUAUGAAUCUUGGCGGCUUGUCUCGUAUGUUGAUGAUUACGAUGAGGUAAUUGAUAUCGGUGAACUCACAGAUUAUUAUGUGCGCCCCUGGUACUAUUUUGGUACUGGAAUUCGAGGAUUUCUUGAUAGUAGCUAUUUCUACUCGACGUUAGCGUUUGUCUUUGACAAGUUCAGAACGCUGGUACAACGAGUCUCACACCAGCUCCAGAAAGAUCCCUCCAAGCCUCUGACAUUGCUAAGCCCUGGGGAUAAUCCAACAUCAGUGUUCUUACGCAGGACUGAGGACCGAGAAGUUAGAUACAUUGUGUCUCUUUGCACGCAUGGCUACACCGUGCUGCAGAACUUGCAACAGAUGAAGGAGGAAGAGAUGCAGAACUAUGUGCUCUCAAGCUAUUACGAGUUAGCAAAAUCGAAAGCAAGGUUUCUCGCAUCUCCCGAAGGUCCACUGAAACGCUAUGUUUUCGAGGAAAUAAGUUUCCGACUGAGACAUAUUUUUGGAGAUAUAGGAGGACUGAGUAAUCCCUUGAGCCACGGCUGCUACUUUUGGGACUACAGUCGGGUGUAUCUGGCUAGUGACCGAAGUGUCACUGCAUAA